Porites lobata is the source of this 2439-nucleotide messenger RNA. Lineage: Eukaryota; Metazoa; Cnidaria; Anthozoa; Scleractinia; Poritidae. The record is from the annotation of a GenBank genome assembly.
AUGACUACAUCUGCCCGAGAAUUGCGCCGCGCUGGUUUGAAAAUCGAUUGUUUUGGUCUCCAUGAAAACGAAAGCAGCACCCCGGGCGUAGAAAUACCGUGUACACCACAUAAGCCAUUGUCUUGCCCACUAACAGUUCUUUGUAACGACAUCCAUGCCGCUAUGAAAAAGCUUCAGUUUAGUGUCUACCGGGGAGAUGUGUACAAGAAAGUUGCAGAAUCACAAUUUACUUUCAAGUUUCUUUGCUCCAUGAAGUCAUUUCUGUUAAAUCUUAUGGGGAACGAGUGCUUCAAAGACAGGCUUGUCCAACAUUUUCAACGAGUUCUACCACUUCUGCGUGAGCCAGAAAGUUCCCUGAUUGGCCAACUUAAAAUAGAUCGAAACUUGGUUGAAGUGCAGAAUGGCUGGUUUUGGUCUUUCUCUGAAGGAGCUUUUGUACAAGGAGUGAUCCCAGAAUCAGAGGUGAGAGCAUACGUUUUCAUCAGUAAAGGUUGUUUUAAUUCCGUUAUCACAAUUUUCUUGGCUACAAUUUAUCUGCUGGCUAAAAUGACAAGGUAUCUGUUCAAUAGAAAAGUCGUUUGUCUAUUACUAUACACCAUAUUUAACCUUGGAAUAUGUCAAAUCAAGUGCUAUUCAGUUUCGAGUUACCUAAUCUAGGACUACUCCUAGUUUGUUGGCGGGUAAAGGUUUCUACUUCUUCUUUUACCUAUUUAUUACAUGUCUGUAUGUUUUAACAGUUUUUUUUUCUCUUUUCUACAGCGAGGUAUCACAUCACCAAGAGCGUAUGUCCACUAUGACAACCUCCAAGAGCCCGAUCCUAAAUACUUCGAGCAAAUUCUAACCAAUAGCCUACCCGAAGGGCAAAUACAACAGUUUUGCGCUGAUUUUCUCGCGCUAUUCAGAGAUAAAGAACAUAAGCGACCUGUGCCAUGUGCCAUCGGAGCUUCUGACAGCGGCAAAACGAGCCUGUUCAGUCCAGUGUUUCAAAUUGUGCCGUUAAGCCGAAUCGCUCGCGUGACCAAACAGAAGAGCUUUAACAAGUCGAUGAUUGACAGCUCCACGGAAGUUAUCUUUCUCGACCAGGCAUACAACAACCUGCUCGACAUAGAUGACUGGAAGAUAAUUUGUCAAGGCGGUUUUACAUCCCACGAUGUGAAAUGGAAGAAGGCCCAGUGGUUCCACUGCCGUGCAAGUAUGUACAUUACAUGUCAACAGGAGAUGGACUUUGGCGAGGCCCACAAUGACGCGAUGAACCGAAGACUUCACAAGUACUUCUUCAGAAGCUUGCCGCAAGUUAACCCGGAGGCCAACCAGUGGUUGCGAGAACAUGCAAUGGACUGCAUCGUAUGGGCCCAAAAGAUGGUUGCUACAAACUCCACUACCGCACAGACUGGAAGGACUUUAGGAGAGCGUGAGGACGGUUUAGAAAGUGAAGACAUUCAGAGAAUUUUGUCCGUUUCCCUACUGGACGAGCACGCCCCCGAGUGCAACACGGAAGGCGGUGAAAUCUCACUCACGGAUGAAGAGGAGAGUGAAGCCGAAAGCGAUUUUCGGCACAGACAACUGAGCAUGCUCCUGCGAAACGCUCAAACACAGCACAAAGCCAUCCAAGAUCGUCAAAUCGCCGGACGUCGACGAUAUCUAGUAAAUUUGGGAGUGACCAGCAAAUCGCAGGCAGAUCGACUGAUUACGCAUCCCGACGAGCCACUACCAACCGACCUCGCUCGCAGAGAACAACAGGCCUUGAAUGAUAGGGCAGAACGUCUCGAAAAGCAAAGGGAAAGAGAUGAGCAAGAGAAAGUAAAAAAAGCAUUCUCUAAUCCGUGGCUGUUAGAAAUAGAAAAAGAGAUGGCCGAGAACAAUAUGCGUUUAGAGAGAGGCACAGACCCCGACAUGAGUGCAACGCUGACGAGUCUUUUAGAGAUUGAUUGUGAGAAACUCCGCGCAUUUCACGAAAAACAAGGUACCAUUCGCCUGCAGAUGGCCGUGGAAAAAAGGAAAGAAAUCUGUGUGAAACGUGGAUUAGUGGAUCUAGGGUACGCGAGUUCCAUUAGAGAUGUGUACUCACCUUUACCGGUUAUCGUCGAAGGUAGCAACCAAAACAUGUCCAGACCAACGGCUUCAAACGACCAUGGUAAUACGCGAAAGACACCAUCUUACGACCCGCCUGAGGACACGCACCAGACGAUGUUUACUCCACCUACGAGCCAGGAGGCCGUCGAAUCGGAGAGCGAGGACAUGUUCAUUACACCGAAGACACCUUGUUACGAGCCCUCAUUUGAUGAAAGCAUUUGCACAGGCUCUUCACCAUUACUGAGGCGAGUACCCUCACCUGACAACAGACCUUCGAAGCGAGCAAGACUCUCGAGAAGCCAAACAACCGAGGGACAGAAGCGGGUGACUACCUUUUUCAGUUCGCAGAAACGUGUAAAAAAGUAG